AUGAUCUACACUAAGAUCUUCCUGUCUCUCGGCCUCGUGGCCCCCAUUUUGGCCCAGUCCAACUAUACCUUUCCCGAUGGCUUCGAUCUGAACCAGGUCGAGUCGACUACCAAGAGCGGCUGGUGUCGGGGACAGCUCAAUAACUGCCCGCAAGUUUGCGGCGGUUCAUCCAAGGUUAACCGCUGCGACAGGGAGACGCUUGAAUUCACCUGCACCUGUUCCAACGGCACCGAGGCCAAUGUAGAAGAAUACCUGGACACAAUUCCCUUCUAUGUUUGCUUGGAAAAUUACAAGCAGUGCAUCUCGCAUUCCACCACCCAGGACGGCGACGACGAGUGCACAGCUGGUAAGGACAAGUGUGGCAGCAAAAAUGCCUCUGCUCCCACCACCACUUCGUCCUCACCCAGUUCCUCGACUACCCUGUCUUCUGAGACCAGCGGUUCGUCCAAUGGCGAUCAGACUGGAAACGACGCGACGGCUACCGACUCAAGCGACAGCUCUACCCCAACUGAUGGCGCGAUGAGUCUGAUGCAGAACUAUGGAUUGGCCGGUUUUGCGACCGUGGUGGUUGCUGCGUUUACGCUGCUAUAA
Molecule: messenger RNA, 591 nt
Organism: Aspergillus puulaauensis
Lineage: Eukaryota; Fungi; Ascomycota; Eurotiomycetes; Eurotiales; Aspergillaceae
Exons: 3
Coding region: 1-591 (196 amino acids)
Source: RefSeq, a predicted model, not a curated record